AUGGCCACAGCUGAUGGCCCUGCCCGGGUGCAUGACCGCAACGGACGCCGGCGCCCGUUCGCAAGCUGGAUGAAGCGACUAGCGAGUCUGAAAAACUCAACCGACUCACCCUCUACCCGUUGGUCCAACAAGCGCAAUGGAAUGUCCAAAACGAAGAACCGAGGCAUCAAGAACAACCCGUAUCCCUUGUCCGGGAACCCUCAACUUGCCCAGCAAUACACCAGCGACCGCGCUUCUUCCUCCCAUAUCAGUGAAGACCAAAGUCGAUGCCGAUCCCAUUCCCACAGCGAACCAUCUAUCACCUACUCUGGAUAUGAAAACCAGGUGCCCACCACGGGCGCUAAAUCGGCCGCGCCAACGAUCUCCACGAACGGCGAGACGGCGCUUUCUGAGGCUGCAUACUCGAAGGCUGGAACUAUGGCGACGGUCGGUGGAGGUGUUAGCACCAAUGGAGGGGGUGAAGGAAGCACAUUCUCGUCUCCGGCGCCCUCUGUGCGAUCGCUGGCGACCACGUUGACCACGGUGCAAUCGGCGGCUCCCUCGACCCAUAUUUACAACACUCAAAACCCUCAAUACCAAGGCCACCACCAUAGCCAUGCAUCGAGCUCCGGCACGCAGCAAGUGCAGUUCUCCCAGCCGUUCCCUCCAUCCCCAGCGACCGCCGUUCCACCUCAUCUUGCCCCGCAUGGCAACUCUGUCACGUACAGUGGCGCAACCGCGAACAACAUCCUUACCGAUAACGCUUCGAUCCUAACCCUCGCCUCUUCGUCGAAGCGUCGCCGACGAAACUCCUUGGACACGAAUGCCUCGGUCCGCGCUCUGGCGCCAUCAUCGGUAUUUGGUGGAAGCCGCGAAAGUCUGCCAUUGAGCGUCCUAAGCGGGGUGGGCGAGGCGUCGAACACAUCCGUCCUCAACGCCCCUGGUGUUCUUAGCCGACCGAGUCUCGUCGGACUGGCUAGUGCAGAACGAGCAAGCGUCUAUUCGUCGUCUGGCACUGGACCUAACGGCGAACGCGGCAGUUUCUACGCCAACAAACAAAGUCCCGUGGCUGGCGACGGUGCCAGUAUCAGAAGUGCCGGCCACUCGCAUGCGCGCCAGGACAGCAACACCGCCAGCAUUUCGGGUGUCGCGACACAACCCAUCCAACCUGGCCGAAUCAGCCGACGCAGCUCGGGAUGGGGAGAGAUUACAGGCGAUGACGAAAGCGUCGAAGAGAAGACGGAGACCAGAGAGGAGGACAAGGAAGAGGAAGAGAACAAGGAAGCGACUAAAACCACGGACCAGAACUAA
Molecule: messenger RNA, 1290 nt
Organism: Aspergillus puulaauensis
Lineage: Eukaryota; Fungi; Ascomycota; Eurotiomycetes; Eurotiales; Aspergillaceae
Exons: 2
Coding region: 1-1290 (429 amino acids)
Source: RefSeq, a predicted model, not a curated record